Molecule: messenger RNA, 762 nt
Organism: Aureobasidium subglaciale EXF-2481
Lineage: Eukaryota; Fungi; Ascomycota; Dothideomycetes; Dothideales; Saccotheciaceae
Exons: 4
Coding region: 303-731 (142 amino acids)
Biological process (GO): mitotic actomyosin contractile ring assembly
Cellular component (GO): myosin II complex
Molecular function (GO): calcium ion binding
Source: RefSeq, a predicted model, not a curated record
AGAAAAUCCACCUUGUCGCAGAACUCUAUCGUUUGAAGCUCGAGAAGGAAUAAAGGACGACAGACACACAACCAAAAUGGUGAGUUGACAUGUUUAUUUGCGGGCCAGACCCUGCAUGGAGACCCGAAAGUCAAGACGCAACCAACCAAAACUCGCCAACCGCCCUGUUUUGUGUCCGUCGAUAAGUCCCGACUUUGAACAACACACCACAACAACGACCAUCCCACUUUCUUUCACCACACUUUCUCCUGCAGCACGACCAUCACACAGCGCAUAAUCGCAUACCGUUCAAGACUAAGACAAUGGAUCAGGCCAACACAACAAACUACAAGGAGGCUUUCGCUCUCUUCGACAAGCGCGGCAACGGUCGUGUCCAAAUCGACUCCCUGGGCGACCUUCUGCGCGCAUGCGGUCAGAACCCUACCCUCGCUGAGAUUGGCGACCUCGAGAAGAGCAUCGGCGGAGACUUCGACUUUGACUCGUUCUCAAAAGUUCUCAACCGCGCUGGCGGUUUCCGCGACCCCGGCGAGCCCGAGGAGUACUGCCGUGGUUUCCAAGUCUUUGACAAGGAGAUGACUGGCUUCAUCGGCGUCGGUCAGCUAAGAUACAUUCUGACCAACUUGGGCGAGAAGAUGAGUGAUGACGAAGUUGACGAGCUGCUCAAGGCUGUUGACACCAGCAGCGGCGAGAUUAACUACGUUGACCUUGUCAAGACCGUCCUCGCAAACUAAACGCCCUUUCCCACCGAUACCCACCUUUUUU